UGAUGGCUCCAGGGGUGACGAAUCUCACGGCCGUGACAGAAUUCGUGCUCCUGGGGUUCCCCACCCAGGGGACCAUGGGCUUCCUGCACCCGCUGCUCUUCUCCCUGGUCUACCUGUGCGCCCUGCUGGGGAACGGGCUCAUCGUCCUCAUCACCACCCUGGACCGGCACCUCCACACCCCCAUGUACUUCUUCCUGAGGAAUCUCUCCUUCUCGGACCUCUGCCUCAUCUCAGCCACGGUCCCCAAGUCCAUUGUCAACUCUCUGAGGCACAGCAGCUCCAUCUCCUUCCCAGGCUGUGUCGUCCAGGUCUUCAUGCUGGUUAUUUCAGGUGCUGCAGAGUUUCACAUCCUUGUGGCAAUGAGCCUUGACCGAUAUGCUGCCAUCUGCCACCCCCUGCACUAUGACGUCCUCAUGAGCAGGGACAGGUGUGUGCAGCUGACAGCUGUGUCCUGGCUGGGUGGGGGUCUCUAUGCUGUGAUGAACACAGCUGGAACCUUCUCCUUGUCCUACUGUGGGUCCAACGUGGUCCACCAGUUCUUCUGUGACAUCCCCCAGUUAUUGGCUAUUUCCUGCUCAGGAAAUUUAAUGAAUGAGCUUAUACCCAUUCUCAUCGAUAUGGUAUUAAUAAUCUGCUGUUUUAUUUUCAUCGUCAUUUCCUAUGUCCACAUCUUCUCUGCUGUCAGGAAGAUCCCAUCCACAGAAGGGAAGGCCAAGGCCUACUCCACCUGCCUUCCCCACCUGCUGGUUGUGGUGCUGUAUCUCUUCACUGGAUUCUUUGCUUAUCUGAAGCCGACCUCAGGGACCCCGUCCAUGUCUGACCUGGUCAUUUCUAUGUUCUACACGGUGGUACCCCCCACCUUUAAUCCCAUCAUCUACAGUCUGAGGAACCAAGCCAUGAAGUCGGCUGUGGGGAGACUGAUGAAGGGGAGACUCACCAAGGAGUAA
Molecule: messenger RNA, 947 nt
Organism: Talpa occidentalis (Iberian mole)
Lineage: Eukaryota; Metazoa; Chordata; Mammalia; Eulipotyphla; Talpidae
Product: olfactory receptor 14A16-like
Exons: 1
Coding region: 3-947 (314 amino acids)
Biological process (GO): G protein-coupled receptor signaling pathway
Cellular component (GO): membrane
Molecular function (GO): G protein-coupled receptor activity; odorant binding; olfactory receptor activity
Source: RefSeq, a predicted model, not a curated record